Molecule: messenger RNA, 525 nt
Organism: Pseudomassariella vexata
Lineage: Eukaryota; Fungi; Ascomycota; Sordariomycetes; Amphisphaeriales; Pseudomassariaceae
Exons: 2
Coding region: 1-525 (174 amino acids)
Source: RefSeq, a predicted model, not a curated record
AUGUAUCCCAAUAUGCAACUGUGGCGUUUUAUUUUGGCCUUUCUGAUAGGCAAUGUUGUCUGCCAAGACGUCGGUUUCUCCUUUGGUGAGGCCAUCGACAGUGCUUCUGCCACUGACACUUCGUUCCACACGGCCGGCUCCAUCAGUGUCAAUGGCUUCACCACCACCGUUCCCAAGAACUUGCAAGUCACCGGCAACUUCUUCAACUGCUGUGCCCCCAUCGCAGCCCAGGUGGACAUUGCCCAGUUUGCCACCCAAAGCAGUGUGGGAUUCAUCAGCAAAGUGAAUUAUGACAGCAAUAUGGAGAUAGCCAACGGCCCACUCAUCCGCAUUAAUGACCCCAACGCCGUCUACUCGGCUGGCUACGCAGGCUCACCCUUCUUGAAGGCCGACGACGAAAACCCCAGUAUCUCAUCCUUUUCCGGAUUUAGCAUGUGUGUGCCACGCAUGGCUAAGGAUCCUCUAUGCCCUGAUUGUAACCGACCCAAUAUUGGAACCACUAGGAAAAAGCAAGGGACGCUCUGA